AUGGAUUCGGGCAACAGUACCGCUGGGAGCAUGCAGUCCUCAAGUAGUGGUGCUCCUGCUGAUGAAGAUUCGUACGACUCACACUCACACUCACACUCACGCGCCCAACAACAACCCCAUCAUCAUCAUAUUCCAAAUCAGUUAUCAACAACAACCACCACCCUUCACCACACCCACGCCCCUAUCUUUGAUCCUUUGUUAUCAUCAUCAUCAUCAACAACUUCAACAACCUUCUUGGAUCCAUCAUCAUCUUCAAUUCAAAGAUCAAAUCCAACAAUAGUAAACAACCUCGACAUGCCGUGGUACAUCACACCGAGAUCCGGACUCGACCAACCGGAUCUUUCCACCGUCAUGCCGCAAUUCGCUGUUCCACCACCACCGCCGCCGCCGCAGCUACCACCGUUGCUGCAGCAACAACAACAAGAAGAAGCGCGCAGCAACGCAAACAGUAACAGCACGGUGGUUCGGAACCCGAAGAAGAGGUCAAGGGCUUCACGGCGAGCACCAACGACGGUUUUAACAACGGACACCACGAAUUUCCGAGCUAUGGUUCAAGAAUUCACUGGUAUUCCAGCACAGCCCUUCACUUCUUCUUCUUCUUCUCCUUUUCCAAGAACAAGGUUGGAUCUCUUUGUUGGUGGCGGUUCUUCUUCUUCUGCUGCUGCUGCUGCUGCUUCUGGUGCUGGUCCUCCUUAUCUUCUUCGUCCAUUUGCGCAGAAAGUUCCUCUACCGUCGUCGUUUCCUCAAACCAAUUAUAAUUCUUCACCUUCUUCUUCGUUAUCUUUUCCACCUUCUUCUUCCAUGGUGAUGAACAACAUAUUAUUUGUUCCUAAUUCUAACAAUCCAAUUAAUAACAGCUACCAACAACUUUCUUCUUCUUCUUCUUCGCCCCUUGGGCUUUUGAAACAGCAUCAGCAUCUUAAUAAUGUGAACUUGAACAACAUGCAAAACAACAACAACAACCCUGCAUCGAUUCUGAGCUUUCAAUCGAUUCUUCAAGCACAACAAAUUAGGUACCCUUCUCCUUCUCCUUCUCCUUCAACUUCUCCCCUUGUUGCAUCGAAGGAUCAAGAAACCUGCUUGGAGAUUCCUCAUCAUCAUAAUCAGAGUAAUAAUAGUGGCACUGUUGACUCACAUCUCAGAAUGGGUGUGUUGGAGGAACAACUAGGAUUCACUCAUGCGCAUGUUAGCACCACCACGAACAUCAGCAAUGGAGGAGUGUUAGAGAAGGGAAGAACCGAAGGUAUGGUGGAGUCAUGGAUCAAUUGUUCUUCUGAUUAA
Messenger RNA from Arachis ipaensis, 1281 nucleotides. RefSeq lists its product as uncharacterized. The record is from RefSeq and is a predicted model, not a curated record. NCBI's taxonomy places the organism in Eukaryota, Viridiplantae, Streptophyta, Magnoliopsida, Fabales, Fabaceae.